Arachis stenosperma is the source of this 1805-nucleotide messenger RNA. RefSeq names its product alpha-(1,4)-fucosyltransferase. Gene Ontology annotation, molecular function: alpha-(1->3)-fucosyltransferase activity. The coding region runs from base 136 to 1368 and encodes 410 amino acids. The record is from RefSeq and is a predicted model, not a curated record. Gene Ontology annotation, cellular component: membrane. Lineage: Eukaryota; Viridiplantae; Streptophyta; Magnoliopsida; Fabales; Fabaceae. The transcript is spliced from 3 exons.
CUCAAUUAAGUAAGGAGACCAAAUGCGUAGAGACAAAGAAAUCAAACCGGUUUCAGAGACGUAGAAAUUACAAGAGAGAGAGAGAGAGACCAAAACACAAGCUCUCACCAGCAGAGACGUAACACCAUUAACACCAUGCUGCUGGUGCCACCCAAACCCAUCAACAUCACCAUCACCAUCUCCAUCAUGCUCCUCUUCAUCUUCUUCCUCUUCUUCUUCUCCGGCUUCUUCCACUUCCCUUCCUCCCUCUCCCCCAUCACCACCACCACCACCAGUAGAACCGCUCGAUUCACUCCCGCCGCCGCCGCAUCGGAGCCAUUCACCGAUCUGGUGGGAGCGUUCAGGAGGUGGGACUCGAAGGUGGGGUGCCAGCGGUUCAGGGAGAAAUGGGGUAAUGGGUUGGUGCUGAAUCAGUCAAAGGAUGCAGCUUUGCAAGGGUUCGGUAAGUGUAAGGGUUUGAAGAUGAAUCAUGUGAGUGUUUUGGUUAAAGGGUGGACUUGGAUUCCUGAUAAUUUGGAUAAUCUCUACUCUUGCGAUUGUGGGUUGAGCUGCUUGUGGACCAAAUCCAACGUUCUUGCUGACAAGCCUGAUGCUUUGUUGUUCGAAACUACCACCCCUCCUCUUCAGCGACGUGUGGGAGAACCACUUCGCGUAUACAUGGAUCUUGAAGCUGGCCGGAAGAGAUCAGGUCUAGAGGAAAUUUUUAUUAGUUAUCAUGCCGGAGACAAUGUACAGGCAACCUAUGCCGGUGCGCUAUUCCACAAUGGGCGAAACUAUCACGUCUCCAAUAAUAAAAACAAUGAUGUACUCGUAUAUUGGUCCUCAUCAAGAUGCCUUUCUCAGAGGAACACAAUUGCAAAGAAACUCCUCAAGUUGCUGCCUCACCACUCAUUUGGAAAGUGCUUAAAUAAUGUUGGCGGUCCAGACAUGGCUCUCUCUAUGUACCCCGAGUGCGCGAAUGAUGCCAAUUUAGCUCCAAAAUGGUGGGAUCACUUACAUUGUGCCAUGUCUCAUUACAAGUUUGUUCUUGCAAUUGAGAACACUUGGACAGAGAGCUACGUGACGGAGAAGUUGUUUUAUGCCUUGGACUCUGGCGCAGUUCCUAUCUAUUUUGGUGCUCCAAACGUCAUGGAUUUUGUUCCUCCACAUUCAAUAAUAGAUGGCAGAAAGUUCAGCUCAUUCGAAGAGUUGGCUUCAUAUGUGAAGUCUGUAGCUAACAAUCCAGUAGCCUAUGCGGAAUACCACGCAUGGAGACGGUGUGGCAUACUUGGAAACUAUAUAAAAACUCGAGCAGCGAGCCUUGACACGUUGCCAUGCCGGUUAUGCGAGGCUAUUAGCCGAAAAGGUGGAAGAAAUGCAAGAAGCUAGGUUGAGAUUCCAGCAUAAGCUAUUCUGAAUCAAAUAUAGGAAGACUGAAUUUCAUGGAAGGUGGAGGUUGCAACCUGUAUAGAGAGAGGCACGGUGCUUGUUUCACAUAGAAAGAGAUCACAUGGAAGGCUUAGGAUAGGAUGGUUCCAUUUUUUAUUUGUUAUUUUUAAUACUUGUUUUUUUAACCUUGUGCUAUGAUAGAAAAUUGUUGAUGCUAUCUCCACCUUAGUCAAUUCAAUGUAGAUUGGCUAUACGUCCCCAAAAUCCAAGGGGUUGUAAACUUCUGAGGAAUCAUGAUGUGAUGUAUAGUGCUUCUAUGGUUAGAGCUUUAAUAUGUGAACUGUGAAGUCCAUAGGGUAGUGCUUUAACUAGGAACUUAAGCUGUGUCAUUAUCUCCCUUAUCACACAAUUAUAUUAAUAGAGCAUUUUGCAUUAAA